AUGGAGGAGAUCGAAAGAGAUAGAGAAAUUGUCAGGAGAAUGAAGAAGUUUGACAAAGAGGCGGUGGAGGCGGCAUGCAACGAAAGCCUGAAGAGCAAAAGGAUCAGCUACAUCCCGAAUCUUGUUUCGAUGGGUACUAUUGAGCCUGCGAAAAAGGAUGGGAAGUCUGGGGUAUUGAGCCUGAAGAUAAGAAACAUGAGCACCAGAAACAUCCUAUUUGCAGUUUCCGAGUCGUUCAGAAACAUCAACAAGAAGAUAAUCAAGAAGCUUGGAAGAAUCAAGGAGGAGCUUUCGAGAAGAGAAGAUCUCUUUGAAUGCAUAGUGGACCAUGUGGAAAGUAUGGACAGAAUAGAGGACGAGCUCUUUUCGUGGUAUCCCGGGCUGAAGACAUCCGACAUACUGAGUUUUUUUCUUGAGCUGAUGCCCGACUUUCUGGAGGCAUACAAGAAGUAUUUUGUAAGAUCUCUGGUUCUCCAGCAGCCUCCGAAGAAGAAGAUCCUGAAGGCCCUCAGGGACAGGCUCCACAAGAAUCUUCAAUGCUUCGACAUCAUUGAGAGGGAUCUUGAGCUUUUCGAGGAGUUCUCCUCGGCCAUUCUUCCGGGCGGCCGGAUCAUCACGUCCUCCUAUUGGUGCGAGGAUGAGGACAGGUGCGAGGAUGCAUUGAAGUUUUUCCCCCAGCUCGAGGACAGGAUGGCCCUAACCCCCGACGUGUGCAUAGAGCUAUUCCACCCGCUUUCGCAUGCGGAGAUCCAGAUAAACGGAAGAGACAUAGCGGUUUCGUUUGUUCAGCUCAACGACCUUCUAACAAGGAACAGCAGGUCCAUUGGGUUCUGGAUGAAGGAGGGGAUUGUCGACAAGGACUGGAGGUACCUGUGA
This is a messenger RNA of Encephalitozoon cuniculi GB-M1, 876 nucleotides long. RefSeq lists its product as uncharacterized. NCBI's taxonomy places the organism in Eukaryota, Fungi, Microsporidia, Unikaryonidae. The transcript has a single exon. Bases 1 to 876 code for a protein of 291 amino acids. The record is from RefSeq and is marked provisional.